This is a messenger RNA of Penicillium canescens, 660 nucleotides long. RefSeq names its product GIG1 family protein. The record is from RefSeq and is a predicted model, not a curated record. The coding region runs from base 1 to 660 and encodes 219 amino acids. Gene Ontology annotation, cellular component: cytoplasm. Gene Ontology annotation, biological process: N-acetylglucosamine metabolic process. NCBI's taxonomy places the organism in Eukaryota, Fungi, Ascomycota, Eurotiomycetes, Eurotiales, Aspergillaceae. The transcript has 2 exons.
AUGGCUGUAGCUAAUAUGACGCCUGCUUUCAAUCUCACUGACCUCGACCACCAACUCCUGGCCAUGACCGAUGAGGAGUUUGUAUACCACGACUGGGAAGACCUCAAGGACAUCAUCGCCCGGAAUGAUCUCGGCGCCUUCAGGCGGAAGCCUUCCGAUCUGCGCCGAUAUUUAGCGUGGAGCGCAGACACCAAAGCCCAAUAUGGGUCGAUCAUGAACUACAUUUGCCAACGGCGACUGCAGUGGCAAAUGCCGCUAGAUAGUGCCGGCUCUGCGGCUAUUCAACGUCCUGUGGCUGCGUUCAAGAACCCGCGUCCCUUUGCCGAUCCCGAGGACUACAAGAUUCUCCGCAAUGACUGGCCGUAUGGGUUGACGCCCGGCAUUUCGCAUCUGGUUGUUUGGUUGCGUACACCGAUUGCGGUCAAAUCUGAGGAGGGCCAUUUGACGGAUGAAUCAAGGUUGUUGAUCGACACGUUUGUUCAACAGACUUUCGUGGAUCGAUUGGCUAAGGAUCCGAGAAUUACCUCGGAUGCUGCUUCACAUGUCUUGUGGUUUAAGAACUGGGUUGGCCUGCAGAGUGUGAGGGCUUUGGAACAUGUUCACAUUCUUGUUCGUGAUGUGCCCGAGGAUAUCUUGUUCGAAUGGUCGGGCGAGGCUUGA